Chaetomium strumarium is the source of this 1074-nucleotide messenger RNA. RefSeq names its product acyl-CoA N-acyltransferase. The record is from RefSeq and is a predicted model, not a curated record. Gene Ontology annotation, molecular function: acyltransferase activity, transferring groups other than amino-acyl groups. The transcript has 3 exons. Lineage: Eukaryota; Fungi; Ascomycota; Sordariomycetes; Sordariales; Chaetomiaceae. The coding region runs from base 117 to 848 and encodes 243 amino acids.
AACCAGAGGCAGAAUCCACUUCCCCUCCCCUCUCAACUUUUCACCCCGCUUAUAGCCAGUUUCUUUUUUCUUUCCUUUUUUCUCUUUCUUUUUCUUCAAACCUUUAGGAAUCUUGCAUGAGCUCUCGCUAUCAUCUUAUUUCUUACCAAAGCACGCAACGACUUGAAAUGCCGAACUUCCAAGUCCAACCCUGCACCGAGGAGGAUAUCCCUCGCGUCUUCGAGAUCCUCUCUGACACUUUCGCCCACGACCACGAGUAUGUCGAUGCCGUAUUCCACAAGCACGACACCCCCGAAGGGCGCAAGAACGGGGCCGAGCAGUUGCUCAACACCUACCGCCAGGACCCCUACGGCCAUUUCAUCAAGGUCGUCGACACGGACACGGGCAAGACGGUCGGCGCGGCCAAGUGGAACAUCUACAAGGCGGGCGAAGUGCCCCCGCAGCCUGUGUUGAGUGGUCCGUACUGGCCCAACGACGAAGAGGAGGAGUUUGCGAAGGCUAUCUGCCAGGCCUUCUUCGCGCCGAGACAGAAGAUCCUCAAGGAGAACGACGGUCGGCUAGUAGCGCUCGAAAUGCUCAUGGUCGACCCGGCGUACCAUGGCCAGGGUGCAGGAAGACUCCUGGUGAGAUGGGGCACGGCGCACGCAGAUAGAUUGGGCGUGGAGGCCUUUGUCGAGGCCUCUGAGCGAGGUCGGAGGCUCUAUCAGUCGGAAGGGUUUGAGGGGCCGUACUACGAGGUCCCCGUACCCGAGAAGUUUGCCGAUCGCCGCAAACAGGUGUACUACAUGAUGAGGCGCCCAGCAAAGGCUGUGGGCCCGGAAUCUGCUCCUGUUGGUGAGUCGGCGUAAUGGGAUCGAAUUCCCUGUUCGUAUAGUAUGUUAGACCUUGAGGAUACAUACCGUACCUUCGGCAAUGAAGAGCAUUGAAUAGAUUGUUACUGAAAAUAGACGGUUAUUGAAACGGUCCUGUACGUAAGGCGAGGUAGUCCUUCCCCAUCAUCCUCCCGGUUCCUCGCAUCUUCUUAGUGCUAGUACCGUACAUAGGUGGUAAUACCGUAGUAUUCUGGGACCCGAG